Molecule: messenger RNA, 3939 nt
Organism: Phaeodactylum tricornutum CCAP 1055/1
Lineage: Eukaryota; Bacillariophyta; Bacillariophyceae; Surirellales; Neidiaceae
Exons: 1
Coding region: 1-3939 (1312 amino acids)
Cellular component (GO): cytoplasm
Molecular function (GO): ATP binding; ATP hydrolysis activity
Source: RefSeq, a predicted model, not a curated record
AUGUCGUUAUUUCCCAAAUCCUUCCUGGCGCACACACCACGGAUUCGUGGGAAGACGGUGCGUACCACCUAUAGGAGCCCUCUCCAACUUUUGCACAUUCGACAACGCUCAAUCACCCAAGCGACUGAUUCAUCCAUUACCAUCGCAGGGGUAACGAUUGAACAACCACCUGGCGGCAGCGGUCGGGACGAUCUGAUACCACCCUUCGAUGCUACUUCGUCCCGUUUCGUGCAGAGCUUGCCGCCGUCCUACGUCUCCACGUUAAGAUGGAUGCUGCAAAAGGAUUUAGUCAUGAAACAGGAUUUCUGUUUACUGGGACAUUCUGCUGCCGAUCAACGACUUUUGGCACUGACGUACGCCGCCUUGACUUCUCGAGAGAUAGAAUAUGUUUCCCUGACUCGUGAUACUUCGGACGCGGACCUUAAACAAAGAAAGGAAAUGCGCAACCCUUCCGACCCUCUGUCGUCGGCAACAUCCAGCGUGUCUUCCAUUUACGUUCCGCAGGCGCCGGUACGCGCCGCAUUGCACGGGCGCCUGCUGAUUCUGGAUGGCAUCGAAAAGGCGGAACGCAACGUUCUCCCGACACUCAACAAUCUGCUCGAAAACCGGGAACUCUCUCUGGAUGAUGGGUCCAUGCUGGUCUCAAGUGCAACGUACGAUCAGCACCGCGAAUUCCAACAUGAUGACGUACUCAAUAGAAUGCAUCGAGUGCACGAGGAUUUUACUGUCUUGGCCCUGGGUUCCCUGUCGGACUCGUCUGGUUUGGAUCCCCCGCUACGAUCGCGAUUCCAAGCUCACGUGGCGCCUGCAUUACCUCCUGGAGAAAUGCUCGACGCGUUGGCAUCUUUCGUUGAUGCGGAUCGAGUCUCCAUGGAGCAAUUGCAUACACUGGUACAGUCACCACUGGUUUCUUCGACCCGAGAAGCUUCCUAUUCUGUCGCUAUCAAGGCGGCCAAAUUUCUUCAAGCGAACUCUUUCAUGUCGGUUUCAUCGGUAGUGCGGGGGUUUGGAAUUGGGACACCAAUGACAGCGAUGGACUGGAAAGCCGCCAAAGGGCAGAGCACGCAUCGGACCUUGGAUCGAACAAAGGUCCCGUCAUCCUUUAUUCCAACCCAUUCCACAACAGCUAUCACCGAACUUGUUCAAGCUGGUCUCGGAGUUGGGUGUGCGGUUGCAUUGGUUGGUCCCAAGGGUAGCGGCAAGUCCGCACUGAUUCAUGCAGCUUCUCGAGCACUUAAUCAGCCAUACGAACUCUUUGCGGUCGUGCCAGAUAUGACAUCCCGCGAUUUGUUGCUCCGACGCGCGACCGACGAUGCAGGAAACACAAUUUGGAGAAUGACGCCCUUGGCCCGAGCUGUUCAGAAUGGUUCCUGGGUUGUCUUGGAUGGUAUUGAUAGGUUAAAUUCGGAUACCUUGACGAGUUUGGCGAGACUUUUUGAAACUGGUCAGGUUGACAUGCCAGACGGAUCACGAUUGACCGCACAUAAAGGAUUUGGCUGUAUUGCUCUCGCCCAUCCACCAGCUGCAGGAAAGUCUUGGAUUAAUCCUGAAAUUGCCAGCAUGUUUUGUUGGGUUGGUGUUGAUCCAAUGGAUGCCGGUGAACUCGCAAUUGUACUGAACGGUCUUUUUCCAGAUAUUGAGGAGAGAGAACUCGACAAGCUGGUUCGCCUACGCGACCGCUUGGAUGCUGCGGUCAAGAGCGGUGCGGCAGAUACGGUCGAGGAACGGGAAAGCUUGACUCUGUCUCUGAGAAAGAUGAAGCACAUUUGUCGCAGACUCCAGCGUGACGGCCGCCACUUGUCUAAGUUGGUAAAGGACACGUUAUUGACUAGUCUGAUGCCGGAGCGAGAGCGCCAAGUGGUCCAAAGUUGCUUGCAUGAUUGCGGCAUCUUUGAAUACAAGGCCGGCGAUCGUUUCGAAAAAGACAUUGAAAUCGACCGCAAACUAAUAGAUUCUUGUCGGCGGACUCCCGAGAAUCCAAUUCUUGUACCAAAUCCCAGGUUUCAAGAAAACCCAGGCCAUGCUCGAAUUCUUGGCAACAUUCUCGAGGCUCACGCCGUCGGCGAACGGGCGCUUCUUAUCAUGGGCUAUCAAGGAGUUGGAAAGAACAAAGUUGUAGAUUUUUUGCUCCAUCGGCUACAGCGUGAACGUGAAUACCUACAGCUGCAUCGCGACACUACAGUUCAGUCUGUUUUAUCAGUCGCGUCUGUGGAAAAAGGACGAGUUAUAUAUGCGGACUCUCCAUUAGUUAGAGCAGCGACGCAUGGGCGAAUCCUGGUCAUUGAUGAAGCUGACAAGGCUCCUGUAGACGUUGUUGCUUUGCUCAAAGGUCUUAUUGAAGACGGCGAGCUAGCUCUUCCCGACGGAAGGGUCCUACGGUAUGACGAUGACGGUCGAUCGAAUACUCUGGCAGUCCAUGCAGACUUUCGGAUUUGGGCUUUGGCCAAUCCUGCGGGAUAUCCAUUUCACGGUAAUAAUCUCGCUCGCGAAAUGUCUGACGUGUUUUCGUGCCACACCGUCCCGCCAUUGGACAGUGAAAGUCAAAUGCAGAUUCUCCGCAGCUACGCCCCUAAUAUCAAGAAGAAAAAGCUGUCAAAAAUUAUCUCUCUUUGGCAGGAUCUCGGUGAAGCGCACGCGAAAGGAACUCUUGUGUAUCCCUUUGGUAUCCGUGAAGCCGUGUCUGCCGCUCGUCACAUGAACGAGUUUCCUAACGAUGGGCUGACUGGAGCCAUUGAGAACGUAAUUGCUUUCGAUCGUUCGGAUCUUGCUCUCAUGAAGCAGCUAAAUUCUAUAUUUCGAAAACAUGGGAUUGAACUCUCGUCUUCUGAGCCGAUGAAUGAAAAACAACGAACUGAAGGUGGAAUCUCAACACCAAGAACCCGAGUUGGCGACCCGAAGCACGGCAAAGUAGACCCAGAUAAUACUCCACAUAUUGGAGGCAACACCUGGUACGGUGGUACCGGCGGUUCGGACACUGCCGGACUGGGCGGUAGAGGCGGACCGUAUCGCGUAGACCUGGGGCACCCUGUCCACCAAGUAUCAGACGAAAUGAAAGCCCAAGUAUCAGAUGAAGCUCAGCACAGAGCACGAGAAAUAGCUGCUAUAGAACUAGAAAAGAAAUUGCGGGAACUGAGCAUGGGAAAGUACGAUUGGGAAAGAUACAAAGGGCUCCGGGAGCGCGUUGCCCUACAGAUUGAGCAGUUACGAGUUCAUUUAAAAGACUUGCAACAUCGUAUGGAAGAGCGAAUGUGGUUAAACCGACAAUUUUCCGGAGAAUUGGACGAAUCGCGAUUGGUAGAUGCACUUGCGGGUGAAAAAGAUGUAUUCAAACGACGCGGAACAGCAGUUGAUUCAAAGGUAUCCUCCAAACUAUCAUCUGAUAAAAUGCGAAUAAAGGUCGUUGUAGACGUUUCCGCUUCGAUGUAUCGAUUUAAUGGCUACGAUGGUCGACUUGAGCGGUUAUUAGAGGCAACCCUGAUGAUCAUGGAAGCGCUACGGAGCGAUGAUCGCUUCCGGCUUGAAAUUGUGGGGCACAACGGGUCAAGUGCUGUAAUCCCACUACUAAAAGACGACUCUUCGCUAGACGAAGCCACACAACUCCGAAUUCUGCAAGGUAUGAUUGCUCACACUCAGUACACGUACGCUGGUGACAGCACUUUGGAAGCCAUUCAAAGUGCCAUGGAGAAAGCUCGCCCGAAAGACUUGGUGUUAAUGAUCUCGGACGCCAACCUGGAGCGCUACCGGAUUGAGCCCAUACAAGUUGUAAAAUUGUUGCAAAAGCCGGAAGUUCACGCUCAUUUAAUUUUGAUCAGUUCUUUUGGAGAGGAAGCGUACGAGCUUGCAAAUGCUGUUCCAAACGGACGAGCCCAAGUCUGUCUAGACAGCAGCGAGCUCCCUCUAAUAUUGAAGAAGAUCAUCGUGGCUUCUGCUGAUCUUUGA